Cyclopterus lumpus (lumpfish) is the source of this 1100-nucleotide messenger RNA. Its product is annotated as proline-rich receptor-like protein kinase PERK2. The record is from RefSeq and is a predicted model, not a curated record. The coding region runs from base 286 to 759 and encodes 157 amino acids. NCBI's taxonomy places the organism in Eukaryota, Metazoa, Chordata, Actinopteri, Perciformes, Cyclopteridae. The transcript is spliced from 2 exons.
UCGAUCUUUGUUCCUCUCUUGGAAUGAUCGCCUUGUCUCGUAGCCAGCUGGGUCAUCACUUCCCCUCAUAAGGAAAAAGAAAGGAGGAGAGCAGAGGAAAACUGGAACGGAUUUACGUCAAAUGGAUAAAGGGAUCGGGGAAAAUGGGGCAAGGAAGCAGAGAGACAGUGAGACAGAUAACCAGGUGGUUCAUCAGUGGUUUCCAAGGCAACAACCUCUGACACCCCAGCUCUCACUGAAGGGGCGACCUCUAAAGCUGAUGCUGCUCAUACUGAAUCAUCCACCAUGGAGCCUGACAGCACCGGCCGGACCAAACGUUUUCCAGAAAACAGCUGCAUCACAACACUGGACAUACGAAACCCGCUGCCCCUGGACUCUCCUCCUCUUCUUACACCUCCUCUUCCUCCUCCACCUUUUCCUGCUGCAGACAGCCCUGACCUCCCACCUCUGUCACCUCUAGUCCUGCUUCUACCUCUACCACCAGCCAAACCUUUUUCUACCUCCAGUCCCUCAACUCCGCCUCCUGCUGAGAGCCCCGAGCGUCCGACCACCCUCAACCUAAAGACGCUGCCGCGGCCAACCAUAAGGGAAAACGGUGGCCCCCCGCCGAGGUUGGAUGAGGAGGAAGAGGAGAAGAAGAUGCUUGAGGAGGAUCUAAAGAAAUGCAUUGAGGACUUCAAAAAGAUCCGCUUGCCCAGAGAGUUUCCAGAUCGCAAGAGACACUGGCAAAGUAACUUGCUCAAGAAGUACAAUGCGUAGAGCGCUUUGCUGCCAGGAUUUUAUACGUGUUGAGCAGUGGACUCCAGCUUCAUAUUCACGUUACUCUGAGUCAGCAAGUUUACUUUAAGUUCUAAUGUAGUAGCUUUUGCAUGUCAACAGAACGAAAAUGUUUGAUUAAGUGUAGUGCUUAAUCAUAGAUUAUUAGUGACACUUCUUUGUUCCUCAUUUCUAUUUGGAGACUUUAAAAUAAUAUUUAAAUUAUUUUAUUAUCACUCAGUCAAAGGAUAAUAUAGGUAAUGUUGUUAAUUAGAUAUUUCUGCCCUGCUCUCUGUACUGUAUCCACUGAUCAAGCUACUGGAAAUUGUAAGCUAAGUGUGAAC